AUUCCUGUGGCUUACAUUUAAUUCGGUGAACCGCCCGUUGGACACUCCAGUCACAUGUGACUCUUGCCGACAUGCUUAAAUAGUCACGCAUGAGGAACAGUCUCUGUGGAGAGUAUAUGUUCUAGCGUAUGCUCUUUUCUCAAAAUUUUCCUAAACAUUUAGCCUUUUUCGUCUCAAGGGGAACGCCGCUGCCAAGAAAGUUCUUUCAUUCGGGAAGGUUGAAUUACUGCUGCAAAGCCAAGGCAUUUUUUCCCUCUCACCACAUUCAGAUGACGUGUCUCUUCCUUAUUUCUUUAUUUGAUCCUUCAUGAGUCACAUCCUCAAGAGAAGUUUCUUUCCAUUCUGUUUUCACUCGUGCCACGGUUAAGACAAAGUCGGCGUUCCUAUUCACUUCGGUGAAGUUUUAAUUGUAAAAUGAUGUGCCAUAAAGUGUGCGAGGCGGCGGAAUAUAUUAAAAAAAAUCUCACCUCAGUGCACCCGAUGUGGCAGGAGCCUCUGGAAGUUCCAGGAGGAGACCGCCAGUCACCCAUUGACAUCAGCGUGCGUAAAAGCGUCUUCGACCCGAACCUUAAGCCGCUCGUUACACAGUACGACCCCAGAACCUGCCAGCAGAUCUGGAAUAACGGAUACUCCUUCCUCGUCGAGUACGACGACACGACAGACAAGUCCACACUGCGUGGUGGUCCUCUGGAGGAUCAGUUCAGAUUGUGUCAGUUUCAUUUCCACUGGGGUGAGAAUAACACCUGGGGCUCUGAACACACUGUGGACCGCAACCUCUACCCCGCUGAGCUUCACUUGGUCCACUGGAAUGCAGAUAAAUACGCUUUGUUUGAGGAGGCUGUGAUGGAGGAGAAUGGACUGGCUGUUAUCGGGGUCUUCCUGAAGGUUGGAAAAACCCAUGAAGGUCUGCAGAAACUGGUGGACGCUCUACCUGCCGUCAGACACAAGGGCAGUGUAGUAGAAUUCACUAAAUUUGACCCAUCCUGCCUCCUGCCUGAGAGCAUCAACGAGUAUUGGACAUAUGCCGGGUCUCUGACCACGCCCCCCCUGACCGAGGCUGUCACCUGGAUCAUCAUGAAACAGCCCAUUGAAGUGAGCCACAAUCAGUUGGCCGUGUUCAGGAGUCUCCUGUUCACCUCAGCAGAGGAAGAGGUGCAGAAGAGCAUGGUGAACAACUUCCGGUUCCAGCAGCCUCUAAAGGGCCGAACAGUUCGCUCGUCCUUCACACCAUUCCUCUAGAGUAUUGCUCCUCUUGACUCCUAAGCCCUCACCCUAUGAAGACCUUAUGAAGUUCUGACUGUGUCAUCUCAGUCUUACACCCGGUGAUACAUGGCACAACAUCCCAGCAGUUUUAGCCCUGUUUAAGACCAGGAAUCCAAGUCAGGUCUUAAAAGUCUGAGUCUACUAAUAAGCACUGUAUCUAUUCAGAAAGGAAUACAGGUUUGUCAACUGAAUUUUUAAAAUCUUAAGUUCACAAACUAGAAGUCAGGGCACUUUACUAAUUUUCUUAUCAGAUUAAUAUUAGGUUUUCUCAUUUUAGAGUUCAUUUAAAGCAUUUGGACUGGCAGUGUGUGAGAUUGUUCAGGAUUUCUUGGUGGUUUUAUUUCGGCAAACCACAGAAGGCGUGCCUUACUGUAGCUCUACAGCAUAAUGAUAAUAAUACAGAUAAAAAUAAUACAGAUUUUCAGCUGGGACGAUUAUGACUGGAAAAAUGUUAUACAUGUGUGGAAUUUAAUUUCCUGUCCUGCUAAUCUAUUACAGCAAAAACGUUGGCUAGAAUUGGCACACUGUAUGCUUUAGGCUUUGAAAAUAUAUAUUUUUAGACUAGAUACUGACUCCUUUACCCUUUCCGUUAAUUCAGAACUGAAUUCAUUCUAAUGCCAACAUUAGAAGAGUAAAAACUUGUGUUUCAGAGAUCUGUUUAUCUCCUAAAGCCUCUUCAGUGUUCAUGCAGAUUGAUUUCCAGUCUAUAUAACCAUCCCAACUUAAAGUCCGUCUUCAUACAGAAAAGAAAAGAUAGUGACCUCCUCAUAUGCUCUUCAUUUCUCAUACAGGUGUAAUAAGUGACCCUACACUUCAUGUUUACUGCUUGUUGAAACCUUAAACUGCACACUUCCUUUAACGAUUUACUAAAUUUAACUUACUGACCAAUUUGAUUAUUUAGAUGAUAAGAUGAUGAAACAAUAACUGAGUUUAUAACAUAAUAUAUUUACAUGCAGGACGUAGAAACUACCGGAAACGCUAAAAUAACGUGUACUAGUUAUUUUGUGGUGCUGUGACUGGUUGUUACUGGCUGUAGCUAUUAUAUAUAAUUUUAACUGGUUUAGAUUUGAUCUGAUCUGGUAUUAAUUCAAAUAAGAGAAGAUCUUUAGCUGAAUUUAGUGGAGUAUACUGUUACAGUCAAAAACAUGCCUCCUGCAAAUAAAGUAAAAGAAUACAUACUAAAAUACAUACCUUUUGCAGUAUUUACAGUAGUCCUGCGAUUCCAGAAUUUACAGUACUUUGUUGUUGCCUGUAGUAAAUGAACAUUAAUGUGAUAUUGCAUGCCCCAUGGCCAUGCCAGUGUCUGUAGACAGAUAGAAUCAAUUUAUAAUAGAUUUUGUAAUAUAAUGUUACUAAUUAUCCAGAAAUUACAGUAACACCAUUCCAGCCUCUUUGUUACUAAUUUACUCAUAUUUUAAGGUGUUUUCGGUAUUUUUUCUGCAUCCUGCAUGUGUUGUAUACAUUAUACAAAUAAUAUAUGCUGUGUGUGCAUAUAUAUAUAUAUAUAUAUAUAUAUAUAUAUAUAUAUAUAUAUAUAUAUAUAGAUAUAGAUUGAUAUAUAGAUUAUGAACUUUAUCUGUACAUGAUGUAGAUUGAGCACAUUGAAACGUUACUGAUUCAGAUUUUAUUGCGGAUGCAGCAGAGCUUGGAAAACCACCGUGCCUUUAGCUUUAUGCUCCCACACUAUUGCGUUGUCCCACUGCCAAAAAUCUGCCCUUGGUUCUUGUUAAAGAGUGAAGGACAGAUCAUUGAAUGAUGCUGUAUUUUUUUUUUAAAUUAUACUUCUAACUGGCCACUAGAGGGCGCCGGAGCUCCAGGAGAGCGAUGCAGGUUCUGUAUAUGCAAAAAUAUUGGCCUCCACCUCCUUACACACGAAGAUUUAGUAAUCAGAAGAGAUUUGAUGUUAUCGCUACUUUCAUGUGAUUUUGGUCCGUAGGUUUAACAUGGCUUUGAUAUAUAUAAUAUAUAUUUUAAGCAAGAUAAAUCUUUUGUUUGUAUAUUUAAAAAUAAUGACCAGGUUUAGCAAAAACCAGUGCUAAAAUCUUUUAACUGAUAGUGUGUAGGCUCUAAGUUACUGUUUUAUUACCAUUUCAACACUAUUAGUGUCUCAGAUAUGGAAUAAACCCAUACAGUGUGGAAAUUAAACUAGGUCAAAUAUGAUUUAUUAAGAUGUAAACCUGAGGGUUUUUCAGACUUAAUAACUUGUAUUACUAGCGGGUGAACUGUUGUAGAGUUGCGCUAUUUAAAAUAAUCAUGAUUAUGAAAUGAUUAUCAGCUCACACAACAUAACAAUGCUAACCAACUAGUCUAGCCUGCUCUCUAGAUUAGGUUUAUUUUCCUGUGUAAUUAAGAAGGUUGUCUACUUCUCUGUAGCUUCGUUGGUUUCAUUUCAAGUUGCUUAUGCAACUUGACCUUAUGCAGAUACACAUAAAGUGAUGUUGCAUCAUGUACCGAUGAACAUCCCAAACGUCGACAUGCUGUAUUUUUAGUAUUCAGCGUCAUAAAUCUCAUCAUAUUCACUCACUAACUAGAUUCUGUUCCACACAUGACGUUUGUCCUCCAUGAUAGUGUGGUGCUGAUUCUCUUAGGAUUACAUGUACAUGAACAAAUGUAUCGCUGUGUAAGAUUAACAGUUUUCCCUAACAGAAAAGUUUAAAUUAGUUAAAUGAGGUUCCUGUAGUGUAAACACACAGAAUGGUGAUUUAUUGGUUAUGCUACACCUCUCCAACCAAACCCACACAAAGUAUUUCUAAACUGACUGGAAUCUGGGUCUAUAGGAUCAGACAUAAUAGUGAAAAUGUGACACAAGCAAGAAAGAUCCUGUAAAUGUGAUGCAUCACAGUUUAAAAAAAAAAAAAAAAAACGUUUAUCUGAGGAACCUCGUGUGAGAAUUGUGGGAACUCUGCUGUGUAGGAAGUGGUUUAUACCGCAGUGACAAAGAAGUCACGCUCAGAGAAAAUCCUGAUCUCCGAUCCGUUUUUUUCGCUCUAAUCAAGAGUGAAGGCUCUGAUCCUGCAUCAUCUCUCCUGCUCCCAGCCGUCUUUGUUUUUCGGUCUGGACGCCAUCCUGCUUUAUGGCUGAAUAACAGCGUUUCUGUACAAACCCUUCCUCUGUGGUGGCCUCCAGCCUGAAAAGGCCAGCUGGUCUGGGGUGGGUGUGUGUGUGUGUGUGUUAGUGGGGCCCAACACUCAGUUUCAGCCUCACUAACCAGAUUAGAAAGCUGGGACACACCACCUGUCCUGUAGCAAUGCAAAGUGUUUUUCCUGCCCUGAUGAUAUAAUUUUUCUCUCUUUUUCUUCCUGUAAUUCAAGAUUAACUUGAUUUUGUGGUUGAUUGGUUACCAGGUUGAAACAGUCUGCACUAUUAUUUUUUUUUGGUGACUGGCAUACACUACAGUUUAGGGUUUAUAAUUGCAAAUAAUAAGUGUGUAAAGAGUCAACACAAUCUGGCAACCUGUUUGUUUUUUUACUUUUUAAAGCUUUGUGCAUUUUUGUAUCCAUGCGGAACAAACCGAUCCGUGUAAAAUAUUUUCGACUGCAUUGAGAAGUAUCAGACAUGCACACACCCUUGGGUUCAGUAUUUUUUUUUUUUAUCAUGAGUCAUUACAGUUUGCAAUUUAGGCCACGUUGCCUAACUGCUGUUUGUGUUGUUUUAUCCACCAAUAGCGAUGCACUGAUCAGAUACAACACUUAAAUCUAGGGAUAUAUUCUGAUCAAUUUCAAUUCCAAACACUUCACAUUUCUGUGUAUAAUCCUCUUGGCCUGGUUUUGAUCUUUAUUAUAUAAUCAAUUAUAAAGACUUGUGUUCUACCUCGUGCUUUCGCAAUGGCUGUUGCCUCUUUUGGCCGUCCAGAUCCCAUUACAUGCCUAAACACGUCUUUUUAAUAGUGACAACUGACCAACAUCUGGAGUUCGAUCUGAAGUGUUAGGACCAGAAGAAAAACUCUACAAUUAUCACUCCAUUUCAAGACAAGCGAUAAAAGAUCCAUGUGAGCUGACGAUGUUGGAAACAGCAACACAUCGGUGCAUCCCUAUUGAAUGACAUUUUCACUGGCCAAUUUCUGUUUUUCUGUCAGUUCUGUCUUUUGAACAUAAUCACGCACAAUGUGUUUAUUCUAAUCCUUAUGUAUCCUGUAGAGUGUAAAGUUUCAUAGUGUUUAAUUGGACUGUAAAUGUUGUGUGUUUUUGCUGUCUGGUGUCCUUCCUGCUCUCCCAGUCUUCGGGAAUCUUUUUUUUUUUUUCCCGGAGGUUUCCCGGGCCAUCUGAAUGACCUGUUCCCAGCAUGCUUUGUUGUAGCAGGUGCUGACCGGGUGUGAUCCAGCUGCACUGGGUCUCUCUGUAAGAGUUUUCUCUACAAACAUACACACCCCAGACGUCUACGCUACAAACGCCCAUUCAUGCAGUCCAAAAAAACCAUGCGUAGUAAAGAUUCUUUGAUGUAAAGGAUGAAAUAAAAUGUAAACAACUCGA
Molecule: messenger RNA, 5732 nt
Organism: Hemibagrus wyckioides
Lineage: Eukaryota; Metazoa; Chordata; Actinopteri; Siluriformes; Bagridae
Gene: ca5a
Product: carbonic anhydrase Va
Exons: 7
Coding region: 415-1239 (274 amino acids)
Cellular component (GO): cytoplasm; mitochondrion
Molecular function (GO): zinc ion binding; carbonate dehydratase activity
Source: RefSeq, a predicted model, not a curated record